AUGAACUGCGUGAACGCGUUGGAACAGCAGCUGCCACCCCCGCCUCCCCCCGCCCCCGUUGACGAGAAACACGAUUCGCUUGGAGUAGUGAGACGCGACGGUCCUGGUGAUAACCGAGCUAUGCAUUUCAGUAUCGGAGCAGUCUUCGGGUGGGGGGGAGGCGGGCCGGCCGCCGCCGCCGCUGCCUCCGCCGAGGUUCCCUGCCACAGGCAAUGUCUGACAAUGGGAGACCGCUGCGAGGGCGCCGCUAGUCGCCCCAAUCAAGGCCGCCGCCAGCUUCUUGUUUCAUGGGCUCAGACGUCAGGCCGGCGGCCGUGCCACCAUUACUACCACACAACAAAUGUUCUAAAUCGAUGUGAUUAG
Molecule: messenger RNA, 363 nt
Organism: Spodoptera exigua (beet armyworm)
Lineage: Eukaryota; Metazoa; Arthropoda; Insecta; Lepidoptera; Noctuidae
Source: the annotation of a GenBank genome assembly